Hibiscus syriacus is the source of this 3591-nucleotide messenger RNA. Its product is annotated as probable ATP-dependent DNA helicase CHR12. Lineage: Eukaryota; Viridiplantae; Streptophyta; Magnoliopsida; Malvales; Malvaceae. The record is from RefSeq and is a predicted model, not a curated record. Gene Ontology annotation, biological process: positive regulation of transcription by RNA polymerase II. The transcript has 12 exons. The coding region runs from base 80 to 3430 and encodes 1116 amino acids. Gene Ontology annotation, molecular function: ATP binding; ATP-dependent chromatin remodeler activity; histone binding. Gene Ontology annotation, cellular component: nucleus.
UCUUCGCUUAACCCCCCCUACCCACAAACAUACACGCUCACAAAAAAAAAAAAAGAAAUGGAAUAGAUUGAUUACCGCCAUGGUGGCUAAGGUAGAGCUCCAAGAGCAGCAGCAUCAGGAGGAACCUUGUUUAGUCGAUUUACAGAAGGUCAAGUCUUUGAUAUGUGCCCUUAACCUCGUCUCUAGAAAUCUUCCCCUCCCUCCUAAUUUAUUCGACGUCGUUUCCUCUAUUUGCUUUGAUGAACAAGAGGAAGGGCUUCUUGAGGCCAUUGAGAAUGGAACCCAGGUUGAGUCUGGAUCUGAUGUGUCUGGACUUGCCCAUACGAAUUUGGAUGAUCCUUCUAUUUCUGAGAAGGAUGAUUUAUUGUGUGACCUUGAUGGUGCACUAUCAAAACAACGAUCAAAAUGCAUGUCAGGUUUUAGCUUGGCAGAAUUAAAGGAAAACCGUUACCAGAGCCACAUUCAUCAUCGAUUGAAUGAACUUGAAGAUUUGCCUUCAAGUAGAGGGGAGGACUUGCAGACAAAGUGUUUACUUGAACUCUAUGGACUAAAGCUAGCAGAGUUGCAAAGCAAAAUACGUUCUUAUAUAAGCAAUGAAUACUGGCUUCAUGCCAACUGUGCAUAUCCUGACAAGCAAUUGUUUGACUGGGGAAUGGCGCGAUUGCCUUUUCAUCCGUAUGGCAUUUUUGUUCCAUUCACUACAGAAGCAGAUGAUCAAACGAGAAAGAAACGGGAUUACGAGAGGCUAUCACGAUUGAGAGAGGAGGAGAGGAACCAUUUGGAGAAUAGAAAGAAGAAAUUUUUCUCAGAAAUAGUUAAUGCAUUCCGUGACUUCCAAUUGCAGAUUCAAGCUGCUCUAAAGCGUCGAAAACAAAGGAAUGAUGGUGUUCUGGCAUGGCAUGGAAGGCAAAGACAACGUGCUACGAGGGCUGAGAAAUUGAGGUUCCAGGCCCUGAAGGCUGAUGAUCAAGAAGCAUAUUUGAGAUUAGUGAAGGAGAGCAAGAAUGAGCGAUUAACUAUGCUUCUUUCGGAAACAAAUAAGCUCCUUGUUAAUUUAGGAGCUGCUGUUCAGCGUCAGAAAGGUGCUAAACAUUCAGAUGGUAUUGAAGAUUUGAAGGAUUUAGAUUCUGAUUCACCUGAGUUGGAUGCUUCAAAGGAUGGAACUCCUCAAGAUUCACUUCCUGAAGAAGAUAUAGAUGCCACUGAUUCUGAUCAGAAUGAUGAAUCCAGUGAUCUACUUGAAGGUCAGCGGCAGUAUAACUUGGCUAUUCACUCAAUUCAAGAAAUGGUAACGGAGCAACCGUCCAUGCUUCAAGGUGGAGAGUUAAGACCGUACCAGUUAGAAGGGCUCCAAUGGAUGCUUUCUUUGUUCAAUAACAACCUUAAUGGAAUUUUAGCUGAUGAGAUGGGGUUGGGGAAAACAAUACAGACAAUUUCAUUAAUUGCAUAUCUCAUGGAGAACAAAGGGGUGACUGGGCCCCACUUGAUAGUGGCUCCAAAAGCUGUAUUACCAAAUUGGAUCCAUGAAUUUUCGGCAUGGGCUCCUAGCAUUCAUGCAGUCCUUUAUGAUGGACGUUUGGAUGAGAGGAAGUCAAUGAGGGAAGAAAUAUCAAGAGAUGGAAAAUUUAAUGUUUUGAUCACACACUAUGAUCUUAUUAUGAGAGAUAAAGCAUUCUUGAAGAAGAUACACUGGUACUACAUGAUUGUUGAUGAAGGCCAUCGGUUAAAGAAUCACGAGUGUGCUCUUGCACGAACCCUUAUUUCAGGCUAUCAGAUCCAGCGGAGACUUCUGUUAACUGGGACCCCUAUUCAAAAUAGUUUACAAGAAUUGUGGUCCCUCCUUAACUUUCUGCUCCCAAACAUUUUCAAUUCAGUUCAGAAUUUCGAGGAGUGGUUUAAUGCACCAUUUGCAGAUCGUGGUGACGUUUCUCUUACUGAUGAAGAACAACUCUUGAUUAUUCGUCGUCUCCACCAAGUUAUAAGGCCGUUCAUCUUAAGGAGAAAAAAAGAUGAGGUGGAAAAAUACCUUCCUGGAAAAUCCCAGGUUAUACUCAAAUGUGAUUUGUCAGCAUGGCAGAAAGCAUACUAUCAGCAAGUAACAGAAAAGGGCAGGGUCGGGCUAGACAACGGGUCUGGUAAAUCAAAGAGCCUCCAGAACCUGACGAUGCAAUUGAGGAAGUGUUGUAACCACCCAUAUCUCUUUGUGCCUACCCACAAUAUGUGGCAGAAAGAGGAGAUCGUUAGAGCAUCAGGGAAGUUCGAGCUCCUUGAUAGGUUGCUCCCAAAACUGCACAGAACCGGCCACCGUGUCCUGCUCUUCUCCCAAAUGACUCAUCUCAUGAACAUUCUUGAAAUAUAUCUGAGACUCAACCAUUUUAUGUAUCUUAGACUUGAUGGUUCAACAAAAACAGAGGAAAGAGGCACUUUGCUCAAGAAGUUCAAUGCUCCAGACUCUCCUUAUUUUAUGUUUCUAUUAAGCACUCGUGCUGGAGGUCUUGGGCUGAACUUGCAGACAGCCGACACCGUAAUAAUUUUUGAUAGUGACUGGAACCCCCAAAUGGACCAGCAGGCAGAGGAUAGAGCCCAUCGAAUAGGACAGAAGAAGGAAGUCAAGGUUUUUGUGCUGGUUAGUGUCGGAUCAAUUGAAGAGGUUAUUUUGGAGCGUGCAAAGCAGAAGAUGGGUAUUGAUGCUAAGGUCAUCCAGGCUGGAUUGUUUAAUACAACUUCCACAGCUCAGGACAGAAAAGAAAUGCUGGUAGAAAUUAUGCGGAGAGGAACAAGUUCGCUUGGAACAGAUGUUCCAAGUGAGAGGGAAAUCAACCGACUCGCAGCUCGCUCAGAUGACGAGUUCCGAUUGUUUGAGAAAAUGGACGAGGAAAGAAGAGCGAAGGAGAAUUAUCGGUCUCGUCUCAUGGAAGACCAUGAGGUACCCGAGUGGGUGUUUGUACUUAACGAUGAUGAUAGGAAGGGCAAAGCUUUCGAAAGCAAUGUUGAAUUAGGGAAGCGAAAAAGAAGGGACGGAAACUAUUACCCAGAUACGAUGAGCGACUUACAGUUCAUGAGGGCCGUGGAGAAUGAAGAAGACAUGGAAAAGAAGUUACCGAGCAAAAGGAGGAGAAAAGACCAUUUUCCAGUCGAUGAGAGCAAUGAGCUGGGUAGUAAUAACAUAGGAGUAGACUUCCGGAAUGACAAUAUGGCAGCCGUAAGUGAAGGAACAAGUGAAGAUACUACCUAUGGUUCAUCAGCUCCAAAGAAACCCGAAUAUCGGGUCGAAAGAUCUGAGCAUCAUGGUGGAGGAAGUUUAUGGAAUGAAGGAAUAAUUACAUGGAAUAGUAUUAAGAAGAAGAAGAGAUCAAGCUAUGUUUUCCCUAGUUCAUCGUCAGAUUCUAGAGGGCAGAAUUACAAUGGAAGAGGAAACGGAUGGGCUUGAAUUCUGAGGGUGGAAAUUUCCUAUUCCUGCAGACUCAAUUUAAUCCUAGAAAUGACUUUCCCUAGUGUGUUAUUGUGUAUGUACCAUUCUGAGGGUUUAAUUUCCCUCAUUAAAAUCUAGAUUAUGCAUUCACCAAUAAUAUGUGCCAUCAUGUAUUUUUC